AUGUUGGACACUUCAAGAAAGAUGUUGGACACUUCAAGAAAGAUACUGGACACUUCAAGAAAGAUGUUGGACACUUCAAGAAAGAUGUUGGACACUUCAAGAAAGAUACUGGACACUUCAAGAAAGAUGUUGGACACUUCAAGAAAGAUACUGGACACUUCAAGAAAGAUGUUGGACACUUCAAGAAAGAUGUUGGACACUUCAAGAAAGAUACUGGACACUUCAAGAAAGAUACUGGACACUUCAAGAAAGAUACUGGACACUUCAAGAAAGAUGUUGGACACUUGA
Molecule: messenger RNA, 288 nt
Organism: Mucor velutinosus
Lineage: Eukaryota; Fungi; Mucoromycota; Mucoromycetes; Mucorales; Mucoraceae
Exons: 1
Coding region: 1-288 (95 amino acids)
Source: RefSeq, a predicted model, not a curated record